Physcomitrium patens is the source of this 1895-nucleotide messenger RNA. RefSeq lists its product as uncharacterized. The record is from RefSeq and is a predicted model, not a curated record. Lineage: Eukaryota; Viridiplantae; Streptophyta; Bryopsida; Funariales; Funariaceae.
GGCCAACGCCAAUCCCCUUACCUUUCACAACAGCCAUUCCCUGGUCCCAACUCCCGGAAUUCGCUUCUGGGUUGUUGCGCAUCGCAGUAGUUCAUUCUCUGAAAUUAGGGUUUGAGGUAUUCCAUGGCAGCGCAGGAAUUGCGAUCUCAGCGAUGAGGGAUCCUGGGUUGUUCGCACUAGUUUGGGCCGACGGGAUCUGGAUGUCUGACAGGAAGGAGACUGGGUAAAAGGGGUGACCACCGAAGCGAGGUGUGUGUGUGCGUUUGUGUGAACUUAGUUUUGGCUUGGUGCCCGGAGUUGUGACGGGAGCCAUGGCGGCCCUUGGCGCUACUAAAUUCUUGGUGCUGGUCGGUGCGGGGCUCAUGGGAUCAGUGAUGGUUAGCAAUAGUAAGCUCGCUGACUUUGUUGGUGAUCUCUCCAAGGUUUUGUCGAAGCAUCUGAAAGAGAACGGACAAAAGGGAGAUGGAGUAGGAAAAGAUGCUGCACUCAGUUUACAGGUUCGGAAACUAACGGAAGAGCUUCGAAAUCUAGCCUCUUCCUCAGGGACAGUCACUGUUGUGCAAUCAGGUUCCGGGUCAGGAACCUCGUUCACGUCAUUCAUCUUGCCAGCUGCUGUUGUAGGGGCUGCAGGUUACAGUUACAUGUGGUGGCGUGGUUUCUCCUUCGGAGAUAUAAUGUAUGUCACAAGGAAGGGCAUGAACAAUGCUGUGACGGGGAUGGGCAAGCAGCUAGAUCAAGUCUCUGCAGCUCUUUCAUCGACAAGGAAACACAUGAAUCAAAGGCUAGAUAGUGUGAGCAGCAAAUUGGAUGAUAGUGUUGUUGUAACAGGGUUGAUUAAGGAUCAAGUGGAAGAGGUGAAAGGCACGGUUGGGAGAAGUAUAUAUGAAAUUGGAAACGUUAAUCGGAAGAUGGAAGAUCUAGGCGUGAAGAUUAGUGAGGUUCAAGAGAGCCAGAAUUUCGCCAAUCAAGGGAUUAUUCUACUGGUUGAGUGGGUGCACCGUCUCAAUCUCGUUGCUCCUGCCAAGAAUCGAGAGCUUGCACAAAGUUUCAACUCAUGGUAUUUGAAGGCUAACAGUAUGGAGAGAUCCGCAUCAUCUUCAACUCUUCUCACUCUUCCAGGCCUAAAGCAGUUAUUUUCAGAAGCCUUGGAACCUACGCCAUUUAAUAACUUCCCUGAGGGUACACCUGUAAGGGACUCUGAUGAAUUUAAAUCACCUGGCUUGAACUUGCCAAGCCCUAGCUUGGGCUUUUCAAGCAAUCAUACUCCAGCGAGGACAAAGUCCGCAUCCAUGGUAUCCAGGUCCUCAUUUGGCCGGUUGUCUUCAGGUCUUUCUUCAUUUGCUGGAUUUUCGGGAAUAGCCUGUUAUCUUGCCUAAUACUUUCCUGUCCUGACAGAAUGUACAUCUUGAAUUAUAGAUUUUGUUUUUUUUUAUUUUUUUUUUUAAUUCAUUCAAAGUUUGCGGGGUAGCUGUUCCCUUUUACCUUCUUUUCCUUAUAACAUAAUUUUAAAAUACGUAAUAGUUUAGUUAUAGAGAAAGAGAUGUUUACAGGAUCAAGGCCAUUUAUGGUUUCUGUCCCUACAGGUCUUGAAAGUAGAUCCAGUAUUGAGUUAAAGGAGAGGACUUUUGCUAAAAUGAUCCCUUACAAUCUAUUUUUAUCUUUACAGAGGAGUUAAGAUAGAAGAGUUUCGGAUAAGAAGGGUGCGGCAAGCAGAAUACUAAAAAAAAUUAGUUUUUUUGUGUGGUACUUUUAUUCCUAGAGUAUUGACCCUUCGUGCUGAGAAGCAUGCGACAAUGGUCUCCUGCAGUUUGUGGAACUUAAAGACACUUGCAAUUGCCCCGAAUUCAAUACAGCGAUGUACCUUUCAGUACUUUGUCAGUGAGAAUCUCCACAUC